Molecule: messenger RNA, 614 nt
Organism: Haliotis rubra (blacklip abalone)
Lineage: Eukaryota; Metazoa; Mollusca; Gastropoda; Lepetellida; Haliotidae
Exons: 3
Coding region: 153-533 (126 amino acids)
Source: RefSeq, a predicted model, not a curated record
AACAACCGAGACAGAACCUACAACAGUUGGCACAAACACUGAAUGAAGCGUGGAUGAACAUUUCACAUGUCACAGAUCUGAUUGGUUCCAUCUUGCGACGAUGCCAGGUUGUCCUGGACUUUCACGGAGACCAUACAGGAUAUUGAGGAAAGAUGACCUUCACCUUGACAUUCGAAUGUUUAGCCAUGAUCCAAGCCCCGUACAACACUGUGCAGUAUGAGGUCAACAACCUUCUUUCAAGUACUUCUGGACGGCUGUACUUCAUGGUGGACUUGAACACUGGCGCAGUCAGCCUCAGGUGCUUUCUGGAAUCGGACACAAGCUACACUGGAGUAUACGCGAUUGUUGUUGAUGCAGUAGAUGGAGGCGGACUAAGGGCUAAUCCGCCUGCCAAAGUUGAAAUCACCGUGGACAGAAAUUCAACGCUGCGGCCACCCAAUGAUACCAAUUCCAUGUCACCCACAGCAUUCCUCUGUUGCCAGGAACCUCUGCUACCGUACUGGGGUGGAAACAGUAAGACUUACAUCACUUGAUGAACAGUACAACCAGAAAUUAUUGAGAAUUUAAGAUUGUAAUUUUUUAUAUUUUUUUCACUCAUUACUCACGUAUUAAAU